This is a messenger RNA of Zingiber officinale, 1216 nucleotides long. RefSeq lists its product as uncharacterized. The record is from RefSeq and is a predicted model, not a curated record. Gene Ontology annotation, cellular component: nucleoplasm; mitochondrion. The transcript is spliced from 5 exons. NCBI's taxonomy places the organism in Eukaryota, Viridiplantae, Streptophyta, Magnoliopsida, Zingiberales, Zingiberaceae. The coding region runs from base 255 to 1049 and encodes 264 amino acids. Gene Ontology annotation, molecular function: cadherin binding.
AUUUUCCACCUCCGAUCUCGUGGACUAGUUCCAAUCGGCUGCUUCAAUCUUUCUCUUCCUCGGCCCCCCCGCCUCCAGAUUGCAUCCCGUCGAGCAAUCGCCUCGUUUGGCUGCGGUAAUCCCUUCUAUUUUCCGUGACAAUCGCCUUUCGUACUCCUGCGUGGCAACUAAUUUUGGUUUCUUCCGGUCCUUGGAUGAAAAUAUCGACAAUCGGAGGCUAUGGUUUUUGAUUGAUUGAGCUUGUACAAAAAGAAAUGCCUCGGACGGUAUCUCGAUCUCCUUCUUAUAGGAGAAGGCGCUCUCCUUCUCCCCGGUACAGCAGCAGGAGGAGCAGAAGGGAUCGCAGCCGAUCCCCCUAUUCUUAUAGAAGAAGUCGUUCUCCUUCACCAAGAUGGCGAAAGAGUCACUCUCCAAGUCCUCAAAGAAGAGUUAGUCGAUCUCCGCCACCAAGAAGACACAGAAGGCAGAGGAGUAGGAGCAUAUCAAAUUCGGUCUUAAGCAAGUCUGAAAGCCCUAGUCUUGAUUUGCAUGAAAGACAAAGAUUGGAAGAGGAGAAGAAACGGCGACAAAAGGAAGCAGAACUGAAACUCAUAGAAGAAGAAACUGCUUUGCGGAUUGAGGAAGCUAUCAAAAAGAAGGUUGAGGAGUCUCUAAACUCCGAGGAGAUCAAGCUUGAGAUACAAAGACGAAUUGAAGAAGGCCGCAAAAAGUUAGUCGUUGAGGUUGCAGCUCAACUUGAGAAAGAAAAGGAAGCAGCUCUUAUCGAGGCAAGGGAGAAAGCGGAACGAGAGCGAAGAGAGAGGGAGGAGCUGGAGAAGAUGCUCGAGGAGAACCGUAGAAAAGUGGAAGAGGCCCAAAGGAAAGAAGCUUUGGAGCAGCAGCAAAAAGAGCUGGAGCGGUAUCUGGAGCUGGAAAGAAUUCAGAAAGAAAAGGAAGAAGCAAUGCGAAGAAAGAAGAUGGAGGAGAAAGAAGAAAGAGCAAAUCAGACGAAGCUAUUAGGCAAGAACAAGUCUCGUCCGAAGUUAUCCUUUGCAUUCGGAGUCAAGUGAGAGAAACUGAGGAAUUAAGUUUGGCCGUUAUAUUUCUGACCCAAAAAAACCAGGAUGUGCUGUUGCCUCUUGUUAGCCUGGUACCAGCUAAUUACCAGCUGUUCAAAUUGUGGAGAUCAAACUGAAUCAAGAAAAUUUCAAUUUCAUAUCGAGGAUGAUUUACGCCA